Molecule: messenger RNA, 1533 nt
Organism: Melopsittacus undulatus (budgerigar)
Lineage: Eukaryota; Metazoa; Chordata; Aves; Psittaciformes; Psittaculidae
Gene: FOXN4
Product: forkhead box N4
Exons: 9
Coding region: 1-1533 (510 amino acids)
Biological process (GO): regulation of transcription by RNA polymerase II
Molecular function (GO): transcription cis-regulatory region binding; DNA-binding transcription factor activity, RNA polymerase II-specific
Source: RefSeq, a predicted model, not a curated record
AUGAUAGAGAGCGAUAUCCCGUCCAUAAUGUCAGGAAUCCUUAGGAAUUCAGGGCAAACCCACCACCCUCCACAGGAGUACAGGCUCCUGGCUCCCGAGCCCUCCCAGCUGAGUGAGGAUGAUCUCCCCAGCGACUUGCAGUCCUUGUCGUGGCUGACAUCUGUUGAUGUCCCUCGCUUACAGCAGAUGGCCAGUGGGAGGAUGGAUUUUAGCCUUGGUGCCCAGAACGCGAUGCUGCAACAGACAGGUCCUGUGGCAAACAACCUGCACUCGACAGGAGCACCUGGAGCAAUGAUCCACGUCCAGGCCAGCCUUCCACAGGGAAUCCUGGGACUCAGCUCUAUGUCAACACAUGGCACGAACAUGAACCAGUAUGCUGUAGGUGGGCAGCCGUCUCCUGGUUUACAAACACAGCAACAGCUCUUCCCUCCUCCUCCUCCUCAUUCACAGCAAGUGUUUGCCCUAGCACAGAGCACACAACAGUGUAACCCAGCAGCAAUCUACAACACAUCCUAUGGGACUCAGCCCCACUACUCUCAGCCACGCCUGGCUCCUCACUCUGCCCAAGAGCUGCACCCAAAGCAUUACCCCAAGCCCAUCUAUUCAUACAGCUGUUUGAUCGCCAUGGCACUGAAGAACAGCAAAACAGGCAGCCUGCCAGUGAGCGAGAUCUACAGCUUCAUGAAGGAGCACUUCCCCUACUUCAAGACAGCCCCCGAUGGCUGGAAGAACUCCGUGCGCCACAACCUGUCCCUCAACAAGUGCUUUGAGAAGGUGGAGAACAAACUGAGCGGCACCUCCCGCAAGGGGUGCCUGUGGGCUCUCAACCCAGCCAAGAUCGACAAGAUGGAGGAGGAGAUGCAGAAGUGGAAGCGGAAGGACCUGGCUGCUAUUCACAGGAGCAUGGCUAACCCAGAGGAGCUGGACAAGCUCAUCACCGACAGACCCGAGAGCUGCCGGCGGCCCAGCAAGCAGCCCGAGCCCGAGGUCUCUGCCCUGAGCCGCAUGGCCCUGGCGCAGCUGCAGCCGCAGCCGCUGAUGACGCUCUCGCUGCAGUCCAUGCCCCUGCACCACCAGCUCCAGCCCCAGCCCCGCAUCGCUCCGGACUCACCAGCACCCGCACAGACCCCUCCUCUGCACACCCUGCCUGAUGGGAGCCACAGUCCCCUCCCACACCACCCCAUGGGACGCGCACCGCCGGACUUCCUGAACGUGACAGCCGACAUGAACACGGAGGUGGAUGCUCUUGACCCAAGCAUCAUGGAUUUUGCAUUGCAAGGUAACAUAUGGGAGGAGAUGAAAGACGACAGCUUCAGCCUCGACACCCUGGCUGCCUUCAGCACCUCCCCGCUGCACCUCUCAGACUGUGACCUGGGCCCCCCCGGCCUCACUCCUGCCUCCAGCGGCAGCGAUCGCUCCUUCUCAGACGUGCAGGUCACCGGCCUUUACACCACCUACACCGCGCUGGACAACGUGGCAGCAGCAGCUCAGUACAUGAACCCCCAGGGCAACAAACCCAUCGCUCUGCUCUGA